Molecule: messenger RNA, 2709 nt
Organism: Durotheca rogersii
Lineage: Eukaryota; Fungi; Ascomycota; Sordariomycetes; Xylariales; Xylariaceae
Product: fungal-specific transcription factor domain-containing protein
Exons: 2
Coding region: 1-2709 (902 amino acids)
Biological process (GO): DNA-templated transcription; regulation of transcription by RNA polymerase II
Cellular component (GO): chromatin
Molecular function (GO): zinc ion binding; DNA-binding transcription factor activity, RNA polymerase II-specific; RNA polymerase II cis-regulatory region sequence-specific DNA binding
Source: RefSeq, a predicted model, not a curated record
AUGAGCCAGUACCCGCCGCGGAAUCCGGGCCCCGGUCGCGCCUCGUACGGAAUGAUGCCCAACCAGUAUCAGCCGACCCAGCAGGGCUAUCCCACCUCUCCCUCGAUGAUGCCGCAGACGUCUGUCGCGGCCUCGCACCCCCAGCCGAUCGCGCCGGCCCCCGCGGUGGCGCGCCCUCCGGUCCUGCGGCCGAUGCCUGCCGGCGGCGUCAUGCCGCAGACGGGCCUGCCCUCUCCGUACGGCGGGAGCCCGAUGAUGCCUCAUCAGCAGUCUCUUCUGCAGGACAACGAGCAGCCGACCCACGUGGUCGGGUCCCAGGGACGGCGCGGCAUCCUUCCCAGCGCUCCGGGAAGGCCCGCGGCCCCCACGGGCAGCGGUGCAUCGAAGAACACGGUCAUCCCGCAGAAGGAUGCAGACGGGAAAUUCCCCUGUCCCCACUGCACCAAGACCUAUCUCCACGCGAAGCACCUAAAACGCCACCUUCUCCGCCACACGGGCGACCGUCCAUACAUGUGCGUGUUGUGCCGCGAUACGUUUUCGCGAAGUGACAUCCUCAAGCGUCACUUUCAAAAAUGCUCCAUUCGACGAGGAAACCCCACCGGGGUGAGCCAUCUGUCUCAUCCCCAAGCACACGUUAAGAAGCAGCAGCAGAAUGCUCAGAAGGCUAACGAGGGUGACAUGGGUCAUAUGAACGGCAUGGCUAACAUGCCAGGUGAUAAUGUCGUCCACCCCUUCGGUAUGGUCCAGAUCCAAGAUGGUAUGGGAAACAUGGCCAACGAUCAGAACCAGCUUUCUAGAUCCAGCAGCAUGAGCCGGAUGGACGAUGGCGGCAACCGGGAUCGGAGAAGCAUGACCGGCGGCUACAACGGUGACGUGUCCAACUCGAUGUCCUCCAACAUCAACCCCCAGUUGGCCAACUUCAACAUGCCUACCAGCCAGAACGGCAUGCCGAUGUAUGGAGCUUCGGGCUCGAACCAACAAUCUGGCCUUGACUGGUCUCAGAUGUUUCCACAGUCCGGUGCGCACAAUGCCUACGUCACUCAGUUCGCUCCUAAUAUUGGACAGAAUCAGACCGCAGUCAAAACCGAGCCUAGCCUUACCGCUUCCGAGAGAACAGACGGCCUGCCAGGCGUGGCCCCGAACGACCUGAACCAACGAUCGCUCUUCUUCUCCCACCGGGACCCCCAGCUCCCUCCGCAAGACCCCUAUCCGCAGCUCUUCUCCCAGAUCUAUAGCUUCUUUUACCCCUCCGGCACGGCGUCCCCCCCUCAGACAAUCCUCGUCAACGACUUCUUCUCCCCUGCCAACAUCCGCGACUUCCUAGAGUCGUAUACCCAUUUCCACGUUCAUUUCCCCUUCCUGCACAUCCCCACCUUUCGCAUAAUGGAAGCUUACACUGGUCUCAUCGCCUCCAUGUGCUGCGUCGGCGCCUGCUAUUCUAGCCGCGCCUCGCCUUCGAGCGUUCGGGAAGCCAUGAAUUUCUUAAAGAUAGCUCUCGAGCGCGACUGUAAUCUGUUUGCUAAGCGCGGCGUACAGCCUCCAGCCUCCAAGAUGGGCAGCGGAAGGGACAAGAGAGACAUCGAGAGGCUGCAAGCCCUCAUCCUGAUGUCGAUACUGUUUACCUGGAACGGCACUCCCAUCCAGCGCGAGACCGCCAGGAGACUAUUUCCCAUCGUGGCGGAUAUCGCCAGAAGGUUUGAUUUACUGCAGGUCAGAAAUGACGCGUCUCUGUAUAGCAUCUUCCACCAGCCUACCAUAUCAUUGGAGGACCUGAACCCCGGGCAAUUCAACUGGACGGCGUGGGUCGAGCAGGAAAUCCGCAUCCGACUCAUGCACAUGGUAUAUCUCGUCGACGUCGCGCGCACGUUGUACUUUAAUUCUGACCCCCUAUUUGACGGUUUCGAGAUCCGUGUUCCUCUCCCCGCCGACGACGCCGCUUGGGAAGCGGAGUCCUCGUUCGACUGCGCGCAGGCUCUGAAUCUGUACGGACCCGAAGCCGCGAGAGCCAAGAAUCCGGACGGCUCCCAGCGCAGCAAGCAACCAGAGCUUAACCUGAGUUUGACGGCAUUAUUCCACGCGUCCUACCAAAUACACCCGGGCAGCACAAAUUUGUACGGUAAAUUUAUACUUAUCCACGCCGUCCUGGCGCAGAUUCGGAGCGCGCAGAUUGGCGGCCGCUUAGCUGCACUCGAAGGAGUCUCGACGCCGCUCUCUCAGAAUGACUGGAUCAUCUCGAAUAACUCGGACGCGGGAACGGCCAGCAACAGCGCUAACGGUACGCCGGUUGCCGGGUUAUCGGCCCAGACGUACAAGUCUCUGUGCACGGCCCUCGACAAGUUCAAGUCGUACUGGGAUAUGGAUAUGGCUAUUCAGUUCCCGCCGUCGGUCUCGAAUCCCCGUCGGUACGGUUUCUGUCGAGAUGGGAUCCAUUUUUUCUGGCUCGCGAAAUGGAUGCUGAAGAAUACGCAGCCUGCGGAUCUGCAGACGCCGCCGGAUCACCGGUUCAGACAGGUCAUUCAGCUGCUCAGGUCCGUCAAGGCCUGGGUCAUGUCGGACGGAGUGUCUCGAGGAGAGGAGCUCGGGUCGGUUAGCGAAAUCGGCGACGACUAUGGUGUUAGCAAUCUCACGGUGGACAUGUCUCAAUUAUUUAAACGUCUCCCAUCAAUGGCGGAAUCCCCGGGCAUGCGCGCCAUCAAAACGGAAAUUUGA